Messenger RNA from Rhea pennata, 3762 nucleotides. Its product is annotated as polyunsaturated fatty acid lipoxygenase ALOX15B-like. NCBI's taxonomy places the organism in Eukaryota, Metazoa, Chordata, Aves, Rheiformes, Rheidae. Gene Ontology annotation, biological process: arachidonate metabolic process; hepoxilin biosynthetic process; lipid oxidation. Gene Ontology annotation, molecular function: oxidoreductase activity, acting on single donors with incorporation of molecular oxygen, incorporation of two atoms of oxygen; iron ion binding. The record is from RefSeq and is a predicted model, not a curated record.
AUGGGAUCCGGGGACACGGGAUCUGGGCACACGGGAUCCAGGGACACGGGAUCUGGGGACACGGGAUCCAGGCACACGGGAUCUGGGAACACGGGAUCUGGGACACGGGAUCUGGGAACACGGGAUCCAGGGACACAGGAUCCGGGCACACGGGAUCCAGGGACAAGGGAUCCAGGCACACGGGCUCCGGGCACACGGGCUCGGGCUCCGGGGACACGCGACCGACCCCCGACGCAGGAUCCGCCCGUGACGAGCCGGGAUCCGGCGAGCCGGGAUCCGAACCCGACCCGCGGGAGGCGGGCGGCGGCGGAGGCCGGAGCCGGGAUCGUGGCCGGAGCCGAGGAGGAGGAGGAGGAGGCUGAAGCCGGAGCCGGGAUCGAGGCCAGAGCCGGGAUCGAGGCCGGGAUCGAGGCCGAGGAGGAGGCCGAGGAGGAGGAGGCCGAGGCCGAAGCCGAGGCCGGAGCCGGGAUCGAGGCCGGGAUCGAGGCCGAGGAGGAGGCCGAGGAGGAGGAGGAGGAGGCCGAAGCCGAGGCCGAGGAGGAGGCCGAGGAGGAGGAGGCCGAGGCCGAAGCCGAGGCCGGAGCCGGGAUCGAGGCCGGAGCCGGGAUCGAGGAGGCCGAGGAGGAGGAGGAGGAGGAGGAGGAGGCCGAGGCCGAAGGCGCCGGCGGCCCCUGGAUCUUCCCCUUCUACCGCUGGCUGCCCGGCGCCGGCACCUGGGAGCUGGCCGAGGGCACCGCCAAGACGCCGACGCAGGAGCGAAACCCGCUGAUGCGGCGGCACCGGCGGGAGCAGCUGGCGCAGAGGCAGCGGGAGUACGGGCUGCGCGAGUACAGCCCGGGGCUGCCCUGGUGCAUCGCGGCCGAGGGGCCCUGCGACGCCGGCCCCGACCUCCAGUACUCGCUGCCCAAGGCGCUCGCCUUCUACUUCCGGGGCGGGGCCGCGAACCUCGAGGUCGCCCUCAAGGGCUUCCUGUGCCGGGCCGAGUCCUGGGAGAGCCUGGAGGCCGCCGCCAACGUCUUCUGCUGCUACCGCACGCCCGUGUCCGACUACGUGACGCAGCACUGGCGGGACGACGCCUUCUUCGGGUACCAGUUCCUCAACGGGGUGAACCCGGUGCUGCUGCGCCGCUGCCCCCGGCUGCCCCCCAACUUCGCCGUCACCUCGGCCAUGGUGGCGCCGACCCUCGGGCCCCACACCUCCCUCGAGCAGGAGAUGGAGCGGGGCCACGUCUUCCUGGUCGACUACCGGGUGCUGGACGGGGCGCCCACGGCGCAGAUCGACGGGCGCCCGACGUACGUGGCGGCGCCGCUCUGCCUGCUGCACCUGCGCCCCGACGGGCAGCUCCUGCCCCUCGCCAUCCAGCUCUCGCAGGCGCCGGGCCCGAGCAGCCCCGUGUUCGUGCCGGGCGACCCGCCGUGGCUCUGGGCGCUCGCCAAGGCCUGGGUGCGCAGCGCCGACUUCCACGUGCACGAGGCGCUGACCCACCUGCUGCGCGCCCACCUCCUGGGCGAGGUCUACGCCCUGGCCACCCUGCGGCGCCUGCCCGCCCGCCACCCGCUCCACAAGCUGCUGCUGCCGCACACCCGCUUCACCGUGCACCUGGCGCUGCUGGCGCGGAAGCUGCUGCUGAGCCCCGGCGGCGUCUUCGACCGCGCCAUCGCGCUGGGCCGCCGCGGGCUGCUCUGGCUCGUGGCCCGGGGGCUGCGCGAGCUCCGCUACGACGCCCUCGUGCUGCCGCGCGACGUCGAGCGCCGCGGCGUCGCCUCGCUGCCCGGCUACCACUUCCGCGACGACGCCCUGCGCCUCUGGGCGGCCAUCGAGAGCUUCGUGGCGGGCGUCGUGCACCACUACUACGGGGCGGACGCGGCGGUGGCGGCCGACGACGAGCUCCAGGCCUGGGCCGCCGAGAUCUUCCAGCGCGGCUUCCGCGGCCGCCGCAGCUCCGGGGUCCCGUCCCGCCUCCGCACCCGCCCCGAACUCGUCACCUUCGUCACCAUGAUCAUCUACAGCUGCUCGGCCCAUCACGCCGCCACCAACAGCGGGCAGUUCGAGCUCGGCGCCUUCAUGCCCAACAUGCCGGCGGCCAUGCGGGAGCCGCCGCCGGCCGCGAAGGCGCCGCUCGCCGAGGCCGAUUUCCUGGGCGCCGUCUCGGCCGUCAACACGACCUGCGUCACCCUGGCCGUGCUGUGGGUGCUGCGCAACGAGCCGCUCGACAUGCGCCCGCUGGGCUGUUACCCAGAGCACUUCACGGAGGAGGCGCCGCGGCGCCUCAUCGCCGCCUUCCAGCGCCGCCUGGCCCGGAUCUCCCGCGACAUCCGGGCCCGCAACGCCGGCCUGGCCCUGCCCUACGCCUACCUGGACCCCGCCCAGGUGGAGAACAGCGUCGCCAUCUGAGCCCGGACGCCUGGGCCCCCCGCCCGGCGCCGCCCGGACGCCUGGGCCCCGCUGCUGCUGCGCUGCCCGGACGCCUGGGCCCCGGUGCGGCUGCUCCGCCCGGACGCCUGGGCCCCGAUGCUGCCAUGCUGCCCGGACGCCUGGGCCCUGGUGCAGCUGCAUCACCCGGACGCCUGGGCCCUGCUGCUGCUGCCCCGCCCGGACGCCUGGGCCCCGGUGCUGCUGCAUCACCCGGACGCCUGGGCCCCAGUGCUGCUGCCCGCCCGGACGCCUGGGCCCUGCUGCUGCUGCUCCACCCGGACGCCUGGGCCCUGGUGUUGCUGCAUCACCCGGACUCCUGGGCCCCGGUGCUGUCAUGCUGCCCGGACACCUGGGCCCCGGUGAUGCUGCUCCGCCCAGACGCCUGGGCCCCGCCACUACUACAUCGCCCGGACGCCUGGGCCCCAGUGUUGCUGCUCCGCCCGGACACCUGGGCCCCGGUGCAGCUGCAUCACCCAGACGCCUGGGCCCUGGUGCUGCUGCCCCGCCCGGACACCUGGGCCCUGGUGCUGCUGCCCCGCCCGGACGCCUGGGCCCUGGUGCUGCUGUUCCGUCCGGACGCCUGGGCCCUGGUGCGGCUGCAUCACCCGGACGCCUGGGCCCUGGUGCUGCUGCCCCGCCCGGACGCCUGGGCCCCGGUGCUGCUGUUCCGUCCGGACGCCUGGGCCCUGGUGCGGCUGCAUCACCCGGACGCCUGGGCCCCGAUGCUGCCAUGCUGCCCGGACACCUGGGCCCUGUGCUGCUGCUCCACCCGGACGCCUGGGCCCCGGUGCUGCUGUUCCGUCCGGACGCCUGGGCCCUGGUGCGGCUGCAUCACCCGGACGCCUGGGCCCUGGUGCUGCUUUCUCCGCCCGGACGCCUGGGCCCUGGUGCGGCUGCAUCACCCGGACGCCUGGGCCCCGGUGCUGUCAUGCUGCCCGGACACCUGGGCCCCGGUGUUGCUGCUCCGCCCGGACACCUGGGCCCCGAUGCUGCUGCAUCGCCCGGACGCCUGGGCCCCGGUGCAGCUGCAUCACCCAGACGCCUGGGCCCUGCUGCUGCUGCCCCGCCCGGACGCCUGGGCCCUGCUGCUGCUGCCCCGCCCGGACGCCUGGGCCCUGGUACUGCUGCCCCGCCCGGACACCUGGGCCCUGGUGUUGCUGCCCCGCCCGGACACCUGGGCCCCGGUGCUGCCAUGCUGCCCGGACGCCUGGGCCCGCGGAGGCCGCGAGGGCCCCUCUGGGGGCCCCAGGACCCCUCUGUGGCGAAGGGGCCCAGGCGUCCGGGCCCGCCCCCCCCUCGCCCCUCCCCCCCGUCCUGGCACCCGCCCAAUAAAGCUGCUGCUUCUCU